GGGAAGAGAGAGGGAGGGGUAGAGAGGCACUAUAAAAGCAUGCACUGAAGCUUUCUGUGGCAGUAGCAUUUACAAACCAAGACAGGGACAACUUGGAACGGAGAGAGAAAGGAAGAGAUGCAGAGACAGAAAUAACGUGGAGGGAAAAAGAUUCAAAGAUUCAGACCGGUUCACAUUUACGAGGACUGAACGAUUUGAAGAGCAGACCGUGACACCUAAAAGCCUUUCUCAGUACAGGCACUGAUAUAACGUUACCGUUUGAUGUGCUAUUACUGGAAACUUUCUCGCACUGUCCUCUAAGAUAGACUCAGAUUGAAGCGGAGGCAUCUGAGAAAAGAAACUGCAAGAAGUAAGUGGGGGGAAAAAACAGAAAUUGUUUGUUUCUGUUUUCUUAUUUUUUUUUGUGUCUCAUCUGAGACCUUGUUUCACUCCCAGUUUCAAACCUGAGUGCACACUUGAUCUUUUGAAAUUUGGUUCAGAGGCCCUUUUGCCAACAUGGCCACUGUGCGUCAGAUACCCCUGGGCACUUCCAGCUUCCACGUACUUCCAGCCCAUCUGCUAGCCUCAGCCAUGGAGGAGUUCCCUCAGCAACUGCCUGUCCCGAAGGGCCCAGCCCGGGGUAAAAGCCGUCCUCGCCGGCCCCGGGAAGCCCGCUUUAAAACCCAGCCUGUCACCUUCGCUGAGAUUGCAGAAGUGGAGGAGGAAGGAGCAUCCCCGUUGGAAGAGGAGAGAGCUCGCCGGUCAUUCCUGCAGUCGCUGGAGAACCUGAGGAGGAGCACACAGGCGCUCCACUGCUCCGCCACCCUCAACAGCCGGACCACCACAUCUACACAGGCCAGCCUGGACUCCAGUGACUCUGACUCCACCCAGUAAGGGGAAAGCACAGGCCCACUUCCUGGUGGUUGCACACUCCCAUUUUAUCCCUUCUUUCAACAUUCACCUGAUACCGAGAACUAACUAAUUAGCUUAACAGUUAAUUAACUGAACUGAACUGUUGGCCUAUCCGCUCCAGCAAGCGUAGAUGCCAUUGGCUUAAAAAAAUAAAGGCCACUUUCUACAACAAAACAUAUAUAUAUAUUCUCAUACCAAUGUAUAUUACUGUAUUUUGCAUUUGCGUUCUUUUGUAAAUAACUCUACCAGUAAUGCUAAUACUGGCUGGUUAUGUUGCUAAAGCUGCAUAUAGAGAAGUGUUACCAGAGACACAGUGUUCAAUACACCACUGAGAUGUAUUCCUUUGCUAUCUUAGAUUACUUCAAACAACAAAAUUUAACUUGAAACAGUCUUGAAAAUGCAACGUGUCCUUGGAUUUUCAAAAGGAUGGAAAUGGUCAACGUUUAUUUUCAUGUCUUUUUGUAACAGUAUAUUCUGCUUCUUAUCAGAUUUUGUAGUUACCACUCAUCAAAGACAGGUGACAAAGAGGUUUUUGAAAAAUCAUAGCACGCACAAGUUUUACAGAGCUUCGUCAGAACUCUUCACUUUGAUGUCUAUGCUCUACACUAGUAUUAUGUUCUACACUAUUGUCAACUCUUAAGAGUAGAAACAUGAUAUGCUUCCAGAUAUGUAUUUUCUUAACAUAACAUAGUGAAAUUAUCAAUGUUAUUUUGCUCAUCCUUUUGACUUAUAAAGUCACCUGAUUGAUUUCAGAAAAAAUAUCUUUAUACUCUUGUUUUACAGAUAUGUUGAUUGUGUUGUUUCUUAUGUAUUUUAAUAAAUAUUUGACAAUA
Messenger RNA from Osmerus eperlanus (European smelt), 1724 nucleotides. It is a transcript of the gene c5h11orf96, whose product is annotated as chromosome 5 C11orf96 homolog. The transcript has a single exon. The record is from RefSeq and is a predicted model, not a curated record. Lineage: Eukaryota; Metazoa; Chordata; Actinopteri; Osmeriformes; Osmeridae. Bases 496 to 873 code for a protein of 125 amino acids.